CCUUCCCCGCCGGCCCCACCGCGGCCAUGGCCGAGCUGAAGUCGCUGGGCAGCGAGGCGUACCUGGCGCUGGCCCCGGGCUACGGCCCGUCGGCUUUCGCCUACGGCGCGGUACGCGGCGGCGGCGAGGGCCCGCGGGGGGCCUACGCGGGGGGCGGCGGCGGCGGGGCGGACUUCCACGCCGGGGCGCUGGGCAAGUCGGCGGAGAGCAGCGGCGAGCAGAGCGGCGACGAGGAGGACGGCUUCGAGGCGGCGGUGAAGGGCGGCGCGGCCUUGGAGCGGGAGGGCAAGCUGAAGGGGGGAGCGCUGGGCAAGAAGCCCAAGGAGCAGCGCUCGCUGCGCCUCAGCAUCAACGCGCGGGAGCGGCGGCGGAUGCACGACCUCAACGACGCCCUGGACGGGCUGCGCUCCGUCAUCCCCUACGCGCACAGCCCCUCGGUGCGGAAACUCUCCAAAAUCGCCACGCUGCUCUUGGCCAAGAACUACAUCCUCAUGCAGGCGCAGGCCCUGGAGGAGAUGCGGCGCCUCGUGGCCUACCUGAACCAGGGGCAGGCGCUGAGCGCCCCGCUGCCCGCCACCCUCAACCCCUUCGCGCAGUCGGCCGUGUACCCGUUCGGCGGCGGCGCCGCCGCGCCCGGCUGCCCCGAGAAAUGCACUGCCUUCACGGGAGCCGCCUCGGCGCUCUGCAAACACUGCGGCGACAAGCCCUGAUGCCGGCCGCUUCCCCUUCGGCGGCUUCUCUUUAUUUGCUGUUCCUUUGCUUGUUUGCUGCGCGCUUUUCUUCCCACUGCCAUCAGCCCUGGCUUCCUGCCAUCAGUUAAGUCUGGGUUUUCUUUUGGUUUGUCUUAAGUAACUUCUCAUUCCCCCCCCCCUUUGGAAAUACUUGACAGUUUAUUUGGACUCAGACACACUCACUUUUAAAUCCACUUAGUUUAACAUCUUCCCCCAGCCCCUCCAUGCAACUUUCUGUAGUUAUUUCCUUCCCAGCCUGUUAAUGGACUGUGAGCGUAACGUCUUGUUGCUUGCUGUCGCCUGCAGAGUUCUCAAGCAGCUUUUAAACAAAACUGUAGAGAGGAGGACCUGGAAAAAAAAACUCUUGAGUUUUCUUUAGAAUGAGAGACCUAGGCAAAAAGCAGUGUGGUGUUCGUUCUUUUUUUCUUUUUACUUUCCUCAAAAAAAAAAAAAGAUAUGCAACAUUGCAAAACUGCAUCCAAAGCAGGGGGGUUCCUAUACACCCAGCUGAGAUUUGACUAUACCUGCAAAUCGCAAAUGAAAAUGUCAGUUGGUGGGCAGGGGGCAUAGUGUACCGAUAAAACUGCAGGGGCUUCACAGUAAGAUGCAUUUACUUUGCUUUAAAAGAAAGAACGAGUAAGAACCUGUUCAUGAA
Molecule: messenger RNA, 1386 nt
Organism: Rhea pennata
Lineage: Eukaryota; Metazoa; Chordata; Aves; Rheiformes; Rheidae
Gene: BHLHE23
Product: basic helix-loop-helix family member e23
Exons: 1
Coding region: 27-710 (227 amino acids)
Biological process (GO): sensory organ development; axon development; positive regulation of transcription by RNA polymerase II
Cellular component (GO): nucleus
Molecular function (GO): E-box binding; protein dimerization activity; DNA-binding transcription factor activity, RNA polymerase II-specific
Source: RefSeq, a predicted model, not a curated record